AGAGCCGUCUCGCCCACGUCAUGUUACCGCAGCAACGCACAGCGCCCUCCAUAUUGGAUUACAGGGACGUUGACGGCGCGAAGUUUAUAACACGUAAAUAGGCUACAGACGAUCCCGAGUACUCGACUUGCAAGACAAGUUAGUGUCAUGAUUCAUUGAUCUCCAGUGCUGAAGUGCUUGCUGCUACCACUAAAUCGACAACUGUAGCGGGGAUGUAAUUCCAGUUGACUGUAUGUAAACCUGUUAUCAUGGCAGCAAGAUCAACAUACUACCAAGCCCUGGAUGGCCCUGCAAAAGUCCGAUAUAACAAGAUUCUGCAGUGUAUUGAUGACAUUGAUCCAUACACAAUUAGUUUGCGGUCAUGGAAAGAGGAUCCACAUUCUCUUCCUCAAAUAUCGUAUCCUGACAUUGUUAAUUUUCUAGUGUAUACUCCUAGUCCAUACACUUUGGAGGACUUGAAAUGCUAUAAAGGCCUGGAUGCGUACAACCAAUUCGUAAGUGGAUGGGUUCGUAAUGUCGUUUCUACCGUCAUCAACGGCAAGCACGUUGUUACAGCAAAGGUGAUGCAUUCACAGAGACUGCGGGAGGCGGCACUCAAGCCAUGGUUAAUUGCAGAAAAGUGUGGGAAGAUCAUCGCAACCCACUGCAACUGCAUUGCUGGUCUCGGAGAGGCUUGUACUCAUGUCAGUGCUUUGAUGUUUUACAUUGACACAAAGGUGCGUAUCAGAGAUAGCAAAACAGUAACACAGGAACCAGCUUACUGGAAGAUUCCAUCUGCUGUAAAGGAUGCCCAAUACUUACCUGUAGCUCAAAUAGACUUCACAUCAGCCAAAACCAAAAAGAGGAAGCUUGAUAUGUUAGUUAAUGAUGGUUUGAUGCCACCUCCACGGAGCAAGGUGCGGAAGAUAGUUCCUGGGCCUACUGAUGCUGAACUCACAACCCUCUUCUCGCAGAUGAAUGCAACAGGAACUAAGCCGGCACUCCUCAGCGUUGUACCUGAACACUGCCACCAAUUCAAACCAUCACAUACUGACAACAUCCUUCCACCAAUUCUAACCGAUCUGUAUAACCCUCAGUACUCAACUCUCUCAUUUCCUGACCUGCUUAACAGAUGCAACGAAUUUCAGCUGACAAUUACCCAAGAGAAGGCAGACAAUGUAGAAAAGGCAACAAGAGCACAAUCAUCCAGCAAGAAAUGGUUUCGUUUUCGAUCAGGCCGCACCACUGCAUCAAAGAUGAAGAAUGUUUGCAGGACUAAUCCAGACCAACCUUCUCAAUCACUCAUUCAAUCUGUGUGCUAUCCAGAGUCGUGCAGGUUUUCUACAGCUGCAACCAAGUGGGGAUGCUCCCAUGAAAUAGAGGCACGGCAGGCUUAUGUGGAAAGAAUGGGAGAAGUGCACCAUAAUUUUGAUGUUAAGGACUCUGGCUUGGUAAUUAACACAAGUUGCCCCCACAUUGGGGCUUCCCCAGAUGGGCGUAUUUCCUGUGAUUGCUGUGGGGAAGGUGUCCUAGAAAUCAAGUGUCCAUUUUGUGCUCGUGACACUCAAGUCAAUGAAUAUGCAUCCCUACAAAAUACAUGCCUUGUAGCAAAUGAUAACGAGGUUUCUCUUGAUAGGAAACAUGCAUACAUGUAUCAGGUUCAAACACAAAUACAUACUUGCUCUGUUGACUAUGCUGACUUUGUGUUGUGGACAAAUACAGAUGUCCAUAUCGAGCGAGUUGAGCCUGAUGCAAAUAUGUGGGAUGAAAUUCUAGAAAAAAGUCGCGAGUUUUUCUACAAAGCAGUGCUACCAGAAUUAAUGGGCAAAUUUUACACCCGUAUCCCAUCUGUUCACGAUAAGCCACCAGCUACACACUGCUACUGUGGAAAAUCGCAACCUGUGGACAAGAUGAUCUCAUGCGCUAAUGAAGGCUGCAAAAUCACCUGGUUCCACCAAAGUUGCCUCCAGAUAAAGAGACUGCCAAAAGGGAAAUGGAUCUGCCCAGAGUGUCGUAAAAUACCACGGAAAAAGGAAGAAUGAAAUUUUUAUUAUAACAAUAAUUGGUUGUGCUUUUUAAGGAAAGUUGCAGAGAGUUUAAUCACUUUCUUUUUUCCACCCCAAGGCAAAAAAUGCAUAACUUUUGGGCUAAAGCCAUUCCCUGACAAAAACUAGGUUUUUUUUUCACUUUGAGAAAAGAUAAAGGCUUUUGUGCAAAAACAUGAUCUUAAUUGUCCAAUGGGCUCCAUCACUGUGGAAAGACUGUACCCUUAUCCUUAAAAGAAUACAUUUAAAAAGGGCUCCUGCAUGUACCUUACUUUUCCUAGUUGUAUUAAUUUCAAAUGGGUGCAAUCAAAUGUACAUGUAUAGAAAUCCCUUGUAACACACACCAGGCUGUAAUAAAAACAAAGGACCUCUGAUCAAAGUU
This is a messenger RNA of Patiria miniata (bat star), 2406 nucleotides long. RefSeq lists its product as uncharacterized. The coding region runs from base 249 to 2021 and encodes 590 amino acids. NCBI's taxonomy places the organism in Eukaryota, Metazoa, Echinodermata, Asteroidea, Valvatida, Asterinidae. The record is from RefSeq and is a predicted model, not a curated record. The transcript has 3 exons.